UAAAAAAGAAAAAAAAAACAGACGACCUUAACACGACCGUUCUAUGCUUGCUUCGCCCACCUUGACUUGCCUCGCGUUGAAGCGUAACAGAUGUGGGCAGUGCUGCGUCUGACGUACAGCCUGCAUGACUUGAGCUCAGACAAACUUUGGUGCAGCUAUUCACGUCUGUGCAAUCAUGGAGUCUGAAACACGACAACAACGGUUCUGCUUUUUGUGGCGAACUGUAUUGUUUGUGGGACUGUGGCAGCUUUCCAGGACUGGAGGGGGUUGGUGUUUUGGAGGAGGGGAAGUUGCGGGAGCAUCACGGUAUUUCGCAAUUUCAAAGAAAUCCCCUCUAGCGAAAACGACAAAUUGCCCUGCAGAUGGACGCACCUGGGUGCCCUUUGAAAAUAGCUGCUACCAUUUUGUACAUGGAGAGGAGGACACAGCAAAAAGUUACAGUAUUGCAGAGGCCAAGAAAUUCUGUGCUGCAAAUGGCACAGACCUUGUGCAGAUCUCCAGUGCAGCAGAAAAUGAGUUCAUCGUCAAAUACAGUCCCAGCGUUUGGAAAGGAAACCUGAAUGUGUGGCUGGGCAUGUCGUACAACCCCACAGUGAGGAAGUUCCAAUGGUUCGACCAAUCGGACUUGGGCUAUAAGAACUGGGAGGUGAGUUCGGAGCUGUCUCCCAUCAACACCUGUGUGGCACUGCACCUGAGCACCGGCAAGUGGAUCAAAGUGAGCUGUGCGGACGAUCCACAGUACGGUGUGGUCUGUCAAGCCCCAGGAGAAACAGACGAGGAUUGUCCUAAGGAUGGGAAGGUAUGGAAGGCCUCUGGGACGCGGUGCUACCAUUAUGUGGAGAUGGGGGAGCCAGCCAAGACCUACACCUUUGAGGCUGCCAGAGAGCUGUGCAAGGGCUAUGACCUUCUGCAAAUAAAUGACGCCGAAGAAAACCAGUAUAUUGUCGACUUUGGCCCCAAUGUCUGGAAAAGCAACAUCAACAUUUGGCUGGGCAUGUAUUAUGAUACAGACGUGGAUGAUUUCCGCUGGUUUAGUAGCAACCUGUCGAUGAGCUACACUCACUAUGAGGACACAGCGGAUGUGACGAAUGGGGACACCUGUGCUGCCAUGCACCUGGGCAGCGGCCAGUGGACUAAGGUCAGCUGCAAAGAGGACAUGCAGCACGGAGUCGUGUGUGAAGCUGCCAACAAAGCUGUGGAAUCAGACAAAGCCAAGAACAGCCCUCUGCUGACGGCCCUGGUGGUGCUGAGUGUGGUGGGUAUCCUGUGCAUGUCGGCAGUGCUGUGGGUCGUGCACCAGAGGAACAACCCCGGUACCUCCAUCCUCACUGCCUUCGAGUACCACCCGCCCUUCCAGUCGCCUGGCGGUGACCAGACGUGCCUGGUGUCAGUGGACGACAACGAUGAGCCCUAGAAGGGCCAGCAGGCAGGACAGAGGACAGAGCCUUGGGGUUGGGGCACACACACACUACUCUAGCUUGGGUUACUGACUUGUGACACUGUUGUUGUUGUUUUUUGCAUGGAGUGUGUGGCAACACUUUGGUUCCUGAUGUUAUUAAUGUGCAACAAGGCAGUCUGUACACAGUAACACACCAUUUGCUGUUGAGCUUCAAUAAUUUGAUCAUUCGGCAAAGUUGAUGAUUUGCUUGAAAAAAUAAAAUGGCAUAUGCCUUUUUUCUGUAGAAAGACGGGGGAAGUCCCAACACUGAUGACAUGACAUACUUUAAAGGACAUUUCUUUUCUGUGGCAUUUGUAAAUGAUUUAAGAUCCAGUUGAACUUUCUCACCCCACUUAGGCCGGGGACAUGUUUGCUGUGUGCCUUAAAUUUACGCAUGCAACCACCUGCGACCGAGCGCACAUACUUGCCACAGGAUGACCGGAUCACUUUGCAUGAUACUGGAGGUAUCAUCGAGGAGGCAGAUAACCAGUGGGGCUCUCAUGAAUAUUUUCCACCAUUAUUUGACUCUAGACAGGAGAUAGUAGGAGAAGUUCGGGAGAUUGCCCCUCCCAGUUUUGUCAAUAUUGCACUAUAUAUACACGUGUCUGUGUACCUUGUGCCAGGUGUUCUCCCGCACGAAAAAUUGACAUAAAAAACAUGGCAACGCGUUCGUGCACAAAAUGUGCCCGCGCACGCGUAGCCUGCAGCAAGCAUGUCCCGGGCCUUAUUCUAUAUUAUAUGCUGCCCAGUGUAACAAACAAAAAUGAAACAUCUGUCUGUUCAUGACAUUAGCCAUUGCUUUUGUAGAAAUUGCAUUUGGUGGCCUCUUGACCUACUGUAUGAGAUUACUGGCAACCUUUUGUGCAAAUGUAACAGGUUUAAUAUGCACAUGUUUAACAUGCUUCAGGAGGCUACUAAGACUCUAGCACACGCGUGCACAUUCAUCGCAUUCAGUCAUACUUUCUCAACCACUGUGAUUUCUCAACCGCUAACACUUGGCAUGUAGCUUUAGUUAGUUCUCACAUAUGGAGUGUGGUCAACACUAGUCAUGUCUCCUACAUCUAGGUCAACAACAUGGCAGGCUAUGUGUACAUAAUGGCCUUUCUCACACAUCACUCUGCACAUGGUAUUCUAACUAGAAGUCAAACCGAGGUUAAAUUGGACCCCCACUCUGGAAGGCUCCUAUUGUUUUGCCUCAGAAACGUCUAUUUCUUUUAGCACAGAUGUCCAACCAAAUAUCCUGCUUAACCAACGGCUCAGUGGGGAGACACGCACUGCUCUAGAAUAGUGUAGUUUAAAGGGGCACUGUGUGAGAUGUUUAGUUGUUCAUUUCCAGAAUUCAUGCUGCCCACUCAUUAAUGUUACAUUUUUCAUGAACACUUACCACCACUAUCAAAUUCUAAGUAUUCAUUAUGACUGGAAAAAUUGCACUUUUCAUACAAAAGGGGGAUCUUCUCCAUGGUCCGCCAUUUUGAAUUUCCUAAAAUAUCCAUUUUUAGCUGCAAAAAUGACUGUAAUUGGACCAUACUCGAAAAUAUUUGUUUAUUACUUCGUUAACUUUCAUGUAAAGAUCAAAUUUGGCAAUUGACAGCCCAGUUUCAAUGAGCAGCAUAGUUGCAGUACCUUUUUGACCAUUUCCUGCACAGUGUCCCUUUAAUGAAAUGUGAAUUAUUUUAUUGAAAAAAAAGAAAGAAAGUAGAUUUUUUUUAUUCAAUCCUACAACCAAUCAUGGAAGUUAGCAGAGGACAUCCUUCCUCUUUAUGUGCCUUUUUUUUAUUGUGUUUGUCUGCUUGAAGCCGUAUGAAAGUCUGUUGCGGCCCUCUACACAAACAGGUCAGUGCUGAGUUUGUGAAAGGAUGUGGACCUUGACUUGUGUCAAGGAUUGUGCAAGGGAUGUUUUCCCAAACAUUUGAGUCAAAGCUUGUGCUCAGGAAAAAAAAGACUGACAGAAUCAGCUCUGUCCCCUUUGGAAAUGUGAGAAUCUCUCUCCUUUCAUGUUCAAAAGGCGUUGGAGUUUUUGUUCAUUCGUGUCUGUGUUUGUUGUCUUGCUACAAAAUAGUGAUAAUAUAUAUACAUGCUUGCACUCUAGUUAAAUGGCUGCUCGUGAUUGUAGAAGCUGCUUUAAACAGUUGUUGCUGAAACAAAUUGGGGAUUAGACGUUCUGACACUAUUCAAUCUUGUGUGUGUGUGUGUGUGUGUGUGUGUGUGUGUGUGUGUGUGUGUGUGUGUGUGUGUGUGUGUGUGUGUGUGUGUGUGUGUGUGUGUGUGUGUGUGUGUGUGUGUGUGUGUUUUGCUGGGGUUUCUUGAAGGCCUGUUUCUGAGUGUUUGAAAUCUUUCUUCUUCCUUAGCCCUGAGGACUCGCUGUUCCCUUGAGAAGUAAUACAGCUCGUCCUGAAAUCCCACUGUGCACUAUUUGAUAAGAACUUCAGUUCAGUGCCUUUCCUUUAUUUAGCUCUGAAUCCAAAGCACUUUUAUUAAAAAGCCUAAGUAAUUGGUUGACUGUUCCUGUACAAAUUUUGUUCGUGUUAUUUUUUUUUCCCUCUUUUUCCUCUUCCCCUUCCUUGUCUAUGAACCAAUUGUAAAUCCCUUGUUAUAAUUGAAACCACUUCAAGGCUGUUUUUCCCCUGUCAUUUCGUUCAGAGAUGAAUAAAGAAUAGUCUUAGUCAG
Molecule: messenger RNA, 4105 nt
Organism: Engraulis encrasicolus (European anchovy)
Lineage: Eukaryota; Metazoa; Chordata; Actinopteri; Clupeiformes; Engraulidae
Gene: cd302
Product: CD302 molecule
Exons: 10
Coding region: 176-1414 (412 amino acids)
Molecular function (GO): signaling receptor activity
Source: RefSeq, a predicted model, not a curated record